Selaginella moellendorffii is the source of this 1822-nucleotide messenger RNA. RefSeq names its product 3-ketoacyl-CoA synthase 4. Gene Ontology annotation, biological process: fatty acid biosynthetic process. Gene Ontology annotation, molecular function: acyltransferase activity, transferring groups other than amino-acyl groups. Gene Ontology annotation, cellular component: membrane. Bases 95 to 1771 code for a protein of 558 amino acids. The transcript has 2 exons. Lineage: Eukaryota; Viridiplantae; Streptophyta; Lycopodiopsida; Selaginellales; Selaginellaceae. The record is from RefSeq and is a predicted model, not a curated record.
CUCCCAAGAACCCUAAAAAAUCUCAUCCAAGAACAAGAAGUUCGCUGCUUUUGUCGAUCAGAGCAUCACAGGAGCUCGCGAAACAAUCCCAACGAUGGCCGAGGAGAGACCCAGCGCCGCUGCCACUGCUAGCGCCUCCUCAGGAAUCGGAAUUGGCGAUGGAGGCGGGAGGCUGCUGCGGAGGAGCAGCGGGUCCAGAGGAUCACGGCGGCUGCCGCUCCCGGAUUUCCUCCAGAGCGUCAACCUCAAGUACGUCAAGCUCGGCUACCACUACCUGGUGACGCAUCUCAUCACGCUCACGCUCGUCCCGCUGAUGCUCGGGGUAGCGAUCGAGGUCGGCCGCCUGGGCCCCGAGGACAUCCACCAGCUCUGGAUCCACCUCAAAUUCAACCUCGUCAGCGUCAUGACGUGCUCCGCGCUGCUCGUCUUCGCCGCCACCGUCUACUUCAUGUCCCGCCCGCGCAGCGUCUUCCUCGUCGACUACGCGUGCCACAAGCCAUCGCCCAACAUCCGCGUCCCCUUCGCCUCCUUCAUGGAGCACUCCAAGCUCUCGGGGAGCUUCGACGACAAGAGCCUCGAGUUCCAGCGCCGGAUCCUGGAGCGCUCCGGGCUGGGCGAGCAGACCGCGCUCCCGCCCGCGAUGCACUACCUCCCGCCGCGACCAUCCAUGGAUGCGGCGCGCCAGGAGGCCGAGACCGUCAUGUUUAGCGCGCUGGACGAGCUCUUCCACAAGACGGGCGUCAAGCCCAAGGACGUCGGGAUCCUGGUCGUCAACUGCAGCCUCUUCAACCCCACGCCAUCGCUCUCGGCGAUGAUCGUCAACAAGUACAAGAUGCGCGGCAACAUCCGCUCUUACAACCUGGGAGGGAUGGGCUGCAGCGCGGGAGUGAUCGCCAUCGACCUCGCCAAGGACAUGCUCCAGGUCCACGGCAACGACUACGCCAUCGUGGUGAGCACCGAGAACAUCACCCAGAACUGGUACUUCGGCAACCGCCGCUCCAUGCUCAUCCCGAAUUGCCUCUUCCGCGUCGGCGGCGCCGCGAUGCUGCUCAGCAACCGACGAUCCGACCGCCGCCGCGCCAAGUACGAGCUCCUCCACACCGUGCGGACGCACAAGGGCGCCGACGACAAGUCGUUUCGCUGCGUCUACCAGGAGGAGGACGAGAACUCCAAGAUGGGCGUGUCGCUCUCCAAAGAUCUCAUGGCCAUCGCCGGGCAGGCGCUCAAGACCAACAUCACGACCAUGGGGCCGCUGGUGCUGCCACUGUCCGAGCAGAUCAUCUUCUUCAGCUUCCUGGUGGCGCGGAAGGUGUUCAAGCGCGCGGUGAAGCCAUACAUCCCGGACUUUCGGCUGGCGUUCCACCACUUUUGCAUCCACGCGGGCGGCCGCGCGGUGAUCGACGAGCUGGAGAAGAACUUGCAGCUCACCGCGGAGCACGUCGAGGCGUCGCGGAUGACGCUGUACCGAUUCGGGAACACGUCCAGCUCCUCGAUCUGGUACGAGCUCGCGUACAUCGAGGCCAAGGGGAGGAUGAGGAAGGGGAACCGCGUGUGGCAGAUCGCGUUUGGGAGCGGGUUCAAGUGUAACAGCGCCGUGUGGCGGGCGCUGCGGACGAUCAAGGCGAGCGAGAAGGGGCCCUGGGCGGAUUGCAUCGACCAGUUCCCGGUGGCGAUUCUUCUUUCUUCUUCCUCGGUGAUGGGUUUGGUUGCCUCACACAAUAAUGUGCAAAGGAUUCUUUUUAUGUCUCUUGAUGUUAGCGAAGAACCCUAAAAGGAUGUUAAACGAAGAACCCUAAAACAGGGUUUAGGGCUUCUGCCACGG